Molecule: messenger RNA, 4577 nt
Organism: Globicephala melas (long-finned pilot whale)
Lineage: Eukaryota; Metazoa; Chordata; Mammalia; Artiodactyla; Delphinidae
Gene: POMT1
Product: protein O-mannosyltransferase 1
Biological process (GO): protein O-linked glycosylation
Cellular component (GO): membrane
Molecular function (GO): mannosyltransferase activity
Source: RefSeq, a predicted model, not a curated record
CAGGCGCGGCGAAUCGAGCGUCGAGCGGGCUAGUGGGCGGCGAAGAGUGCCGAGCGGCCUCGUCCCCAACGGUCCGCGCCCCAGCCCGCGGCCCUCAGGCGUCCGAGGCGUGGCCCGGCGCGGGGAGCGGCUCUGAGGAGACUGGAAGAAACGCGAGACAUCGUCCCCGGCCCGCUUUUCUACGAGAUGCUGGGAUUUUUGCAGCGCCCUGUGGUGGUGACAGCUGACAUCAACUUGAAUGUCGUGGCUCUGACCGCGGUGGGGUUGCUGAGCCGACUAUGGCAGCUUGCCUAUCCAAGGGCCGUGGUUUUUGAUGAAGUGUAUUAUGGGCAGUACAUCUCUUUUUACAUGAAGCGGAUCUUCUUUUUGGAUGGCAGCGGACCACCGUUUGGCCACAUGCUGCUGGCCUUGGGAGGUUAUUUAGGAGGAUUUGAUGGUAACUUUUUGUGGAACAGAAUUGGAGCAGAAUACAGCACCAACGUGCCCGUGUGGUCCCUGCGCCUGCUGCCGGCCCUUGCGGGGGCCCUGUCGGUGCCCAUGGCCUACCAGAUCGUGUGGGAGCUCGGCUUCUCUCAUUGUGCCGCCGUGGGGGCCGCUCUUCUGAUUCUGAUCGAGAACGCUCUGAUCACUCAGUCGAGGCUGAUGCUUUUGGAAUCAGCGUUGAUAUUUUUCAACCUGUUGGCCGUGCUGUCUUACCUGAAGUUCUCCAACUCCCAGAAACACGGGCCCUUCUCUCCGAGCUGGUGGUUUUGGUUGAUACUGACGGGUGUGGCCUGCGCCUGUGCGGUCGGCAUCAAGUAUGUGGGUGUGUUCACAUACUUACUGGUGCUUGGGGUUGCCGCUGUCCACGCCUGGCACCUGAUAGGAGACCAGACGCUGUCAAACGUCCGUGUGCUGUGUCACCUGCUCGCCCGAGUGGUGGCCCUGUUGGUCAUCCCCGUCCUCGUGUACCUGCUGUUCUUCUAUGUCCACCUGCUGCUGCUCUGCCGCUCCGGGCCGCACGACCAAAUCAUGUCCAGUGCCUUCCAGGCCAGCUUGGAGGGGGGACUGGCGCGGAUCACACAAGGCCAGCCCCUGGAGGUGGCCUACGGUUCCCAGGUCACUCUGAAGAACGCCUUUGGCCAACCUGUGCCCUGCUGGCUUCAUUCCCACCAGAGCACCUACCCCGUGAUAUACGAGAAUGGCCGCGGCAGCUCCCACCAGCAGCAGGUGACCUGCUACCCCUUCAAGGAUGUCAACAACUGGUGGAUUGUAAAGGACCCCGGGAGGCACCAGCUGGUGGUGAACAACCCCCCGAGGCCUGUGCGGCACGGCGACAUCGUGCAGCUGGCGCACGGCAUGACCACCCGCCUCCUCAACACGCACGACGUCGCGGCCCCCCUGAGCCCUCACUCCCAGGAGGUGUCCUGCUACAUCGACUACAAUGUCUCCAUGCCCGCCCAGAACCUCUGGAGGCUGGACAUCGUGAACAGAGAGUCGGACACGGACGUCUGGAAGACCAUUGUGUCAGAGGUCCGCUUUGUGCAUGUGAACACCUCAGCCAUCCUCAAGCUGAGCGGGGCGCCCCUCCCGGACUGGGGCUUUCGGCAGCUGGAGGUGGUCGGGGAGCAGCUGUCCCGGGGCUACCACGGGAGCACCGUGUGGAGCGUGGAGGAACACCGCUACGGCAGGAGCCAGGAGCAGAAGGAGAGGGAACUGGAGCUGCACUCCCCUACGCAGACGGACGUCAGCAGAAACCUCAGCUUCAUGGCCAGAUUCUCGGAGCUGCAGUGGCGGAUGCUGACAGUGAGAAGCGACGAUUCCGAACACAAAUACAGCUCCACGCCGCUGGACUGGGUCAUGCUAGACACCAACAUCGCCUACUGGCUGCACCCCAGGACCAGUGCACAGAUCCACCUGCUCGGAAACAUCGUGAUCUGGGCCUCGGCCAGCCUCGCCACCCUGGUGUACGCCCUGCUCUUCAUCUGGUACCUGUUCAGACGCCGAAGAAGAGUCUGCGACCUCCCUGAGGAUUGCUGGCUGCGCUGGGCACUGGCCGGGGCUCUGUGCGCCGGGGGCUGGGCCGUGAACUACGUGCCCUUCUUCAUGAUGGAGAAGACGCUGUUCCUCUACCACUACCUGCCCGCACUCACCUUCCAGAUCCUGCUGCUUCCUGUGGUCUUGGAGCACGUCAGCGACCACCUGUGCAGGUCCCAGCUCCAGAGGAGCCUCUUCGGCGCGCUGGUCGUGGCAUGGUUUGCCUCUGCCUGUCAUGUGUCCAACACGCUGCGCCCGCUAACCUACGGGGACAGGUCACUCUCACCCAGCGAACUCAAGGCCCUUCGCUGGAAAGACAGCUGGGAUAUCCUGAUCCGGAAAAACUAGUAGGAUGCGGACACAGUGACGGACGGCAGGGCCGGGUCAGGACAAAGUAGAACCGUCGUUUGUGAGCACGUUUCCUUCUGACAACGCAGAGUGGCUCUGAGCUUGGUGGGGACUCAGGCUCGGCAGGGGUUCUGUUCUGGUUUCGCUGUUGAAACAGUCCUCUGACGAGCACCUCGUUUUGAGCAAAGUCUGUUUUCCCCCGGACCAUAAAGAUCAGCGCCCUCCAUGUCUGCUGACUCCUAGGAGCCCCGUGAACUAGCUGAGUGUGGAGCGGCCGGCGUGGGGCUCCUGUCGGCCUAGAUGGAGGCAGGGAGGGGCCGGCUUGGGGCGAACCAGACGAGGCCCCGGUCUUGCUGUCAGAGGCUGGCGGUGGGCUUUGGCUGACUGGCCCGCUGACCUGCUGACCCCGUGAGGCCGCGGGGAGUCACCCUCAUGGUUCAGGGGCACACGAGCUAUUGCAACGCCGGCCUGAGGAGGUUGUGCAAGGCUGGCCGUUCCUCCUCGCCAUCGCUGACUCUUUAACCGCUGCCCGGAGAGCCUGCUGAGAGGUGCGUGAGCGACUAGCCUCCUAACCGUCAGGGUUUGUGUUAUCCAUACAUUUCCUCGUCCUGAAUUUGCCUUUUCUUAAUGUAAUUAAAAAGGGACAAAGUGACAUUCAUAUUUGGUAUUAUUUAUUGGAUCUCUCUCCGAAAGGGCACAGUAAGUUUGACAAAACUUUCACAGUCAUCAGAAACCAGCCACCGUGCUCAGCUGAGCUCAACUGAUGUCUCUGUGUAACUACAGUUAGAACUCGACAGCUGGUGGCUUUUACAGAAACAGCCACGUGGGAGGGAGGACAAAUGAGGACAAGACCAUGACUGAUUGUGAGGCGCGGACGCUGCGUGAGCACAGGAGACCGGCCACCUUUGGGCCGCGGCAUCUGCUCACGUCUCUCUGGUCCACACACGCCUUGACUGGAGGUGACGUGCCCUUGACCUGGCCGAGGGCGACACCAGGAAAGACCUGUCCAGACAGCAGCCUGGGCUCAGGGGCCGUGAGUAGGCCUGCGUGAGGACGCUGUGCCCGCCGGAAGGCAGACCCCCAAGCAGGCGGACUCGGGCUGGGCAAGCGGGGGCCCCGCCUGUGCUUGGUGCUGGUUAAGGAAAAGCUUGCUCCCCAGGGCUCCCUCCUGGCUCUGCCUUCCGAGCACAGGCCGGAAGGAAGGAAGCCUGUCUAUGGCCCCUGGUGUACCAGGUCAGUGUGUACCAGGAGCACAACCCUGCUGGUGGGUCAUGAUCUUGGGUUACUAGGUCACAGCGAGCAUGGUGUCAGGAGACGGACUACAACAGAAAACAUGUGGUUGUAUAACACAUAAAAAGGAAGAGAGUUACCUCUUCACACUUUUCAGUUACACGUGUGUGAACCAGAUCAUACUAGUCUCUCUUGCUGUGGGUUCACCGUCAAAAUCACAGCGUCCGGGCUAUUUCUUCAACGUUCCCCAAAUAUGUGACUCGCUCACCACACGUUCUGUGGCGUUUCUCAGUAACUAAAGAGACCUUUAAGCCUCUGUGAUGUGAGGAAGCGGGUGGAAAGGUCAGGGCUGCCUGCAGACAUCCUGUCAGACCCAGUCUGAAUAACUCGUCCAGGUUUCCUGAAUUAGCGAGGGACGCCUGGACUCCAGCACCACCCCGGCCACGGUUGUGUGUUUAGGGGCCGGGGGGCAUCUCUGGACCCGCGGGAGCUGAGCACCCCACUCCUCAGUGGGGCCUGCUGCUGGACUCCAGGUGCGACCGUUUGCCAGAGGUCAGCACUGCGGGGUGGUCUCCCGGCUCAGGAAACGUCCUCUUGCAGCUGCGCCCGUUGGACCCUCCGCGAUGCCACUUGCAGAUGUCGCCAUUGAGGAUGUCUUGGAUGUGCUGCACGAUAAGGUUGAUGGCCACUGCAGCAGAGACAGACAGAGCUGGGUCAGCUGCCCCCACUCUCCAUCACGACACGCCGGGAGCGAUGCCCGCCCAGCGCCAACCUGGCGUUACUGGUGAAGCACACAGUUUUCCUCCCUGAAGCAUCUGUGUGGCGCUGAGUCUCAGCAGACAGACAAGUGCACGCUGGGGCCUGAGCACAAUAAAACCUACCUGGCUCGGUCGGCGAGGGUUUCUGUUAACUAACUCUGGUUAAGAUACCUUCUGCUAAUGAGUGACUCCCUGUCAGUUUUCCAUAUAUAUUUUUUUUUUUUC